GUUCUACAAAGCUCUUUACACUGUUACUCACUCAACCAUUCACACACAUCAUGGCACUAGCCUACCAUCAGGAGGACACCAAAGGACACUUCAGCACGUGGAGGCAUCUGGGCCGGGAUCGAACCGCCAACCCUGUGAUUAGCAGACAACCCGCUUUACCACCUGAGGCACAGCCACCCCAUGACAGUCGAAGCUUUGGAAGCCGUGUGUAUUGAUGAGGUGAGUGAACUGGGCAGACCAAAGCACUAAAGCGCUGCUGCAUCACUCUUUACGUAACGAUGAAUCGAUCAGCAGGCAGUCAAAUGGCAUUGUGGGUAAUGUAGGAAACAGAUGAACAUCAACAUGUCCAUGAAACAACUCAGAAUUUGAUUACAAAAUAAAUCUUGGACACCAGUGAAGCUCCCAUGUUCAUUAUAAAGAUUAAUAUGCGAGCUAUUUAUUAUGUUUAUUUCCUUUAAAGUGCCUGUGAGGUGCCUUGAAAUGCGUAGCGUUAUUCAAUGUGUUUACAUUGAAACAGGAAGUCAGUGGCCCCACCCCUUAUAAAAUAGAGUUUAGCUUACCUCACAACAAUUGUCGGGGGCGGGACACUUCAGUUUCUACAGAGCAUAUGAUUGGACAGAAAAUCUGAUGAGCCAAUAAAGUGCAGAAUGAUGUCAUCAAAAUUGUUUAUCUGUAUCGGUGGUAGAGAGAGACCGUAAAUCCUGAAUGCAUAUAUCUUCUAAAUGGGAAUUUUGUCAUUGUUUUGGAGCACACUAGCUUAUAGAUAACCUUAAGUAGAACAUAUUCAUGCUAAAAGCUACACAACGUCCAUUUUGAUUUCAUAGGGACUUUAAUAUUACUGUAUGUAGGUUGUCCUAUCGUUGGUGAAUGUCAACACUGAUGACCAAAAAGACUUUAUUAGUUGUUUAUGGUUAAAAUAACUUAGCGAUUGGUCUUGCAGCUAAACAUUUUGGAGUUACUAAUGUUUAAACGCUCAUUAGAGGGAGGACUCGAGUGCUUUCGGGCUUUGCAGUUCUUUUUUGACUCUCACUCUCUCUGUGCGCCUCCAUCUUUGCGCAUGCGCAUUACUCACCUCCACACCACAUUUCCCCGCCUGGAUUCCCUCCAUCAAACCCUAUACAGUUUACCGAUUCAAUGUAAACACAAAAACGUGGUGUUUUUACGCAUACUACCUGCAUUUAUUCCGGGAUAAACGCCUCUGGUCCACUUGGAGAUUUAAAAACACGUCGCUCGCCUGCAGAGUCGGAGGUCCGGCUGAGGUGGAAGCUGCGUCUCUAACCCUGGUCCCUGCUCCUCGCUCACUAUGGCUAGUGAAGAGAAGAAACCAGAGACUGAAGCGACUAAAACUCCGACGGCCUCCGCUGCUUCGGCCAGCCAGAGCAAAUCCGCACCUGCGAAGCCUAACUACACACUGAAGUUCACCCUAGCGGGCCACACAAAGGCGGUUUCCUCGGUCAAGUUCAGUCCAAGUGGAGAAUGGCUCGCCAGCUCGUCUGCUGAUAAACUUAUCAAAAUCUGGGGCGCGUACGAUGGGAAGUUUGAGAAGACAAUAUCCGGACACAAACUUGGGAUCUCGGACGUUGCCUGGUCCUCUGAUUCGAACCUCCUGGUCUCAGCAUCUGAUGACAAAACCCUGAAGAUCUGGGACGUGAGCUCCGGAAAAUGUCUGAAAACCUUGAAGGGCCACAGCAACUAUGUGUUCUGCUGCAAUUUCAACCCUCAGUCCAACCUCAUCGUGUCUGGAUCAUUUGACGAGAGUGUCCGGAUAUGGGACGUUAAGACGGGGAAGUGUCUGAAAACGUUGCCGGCUCACUCGGACCCGGUCUCUGCGGUCCAUUUUAACAGAGAUGGCUCUCUGAUCGUGUCCAGCAGCUACGAUGGCCUGUGCCGUAUUUGGGACACAGCGUCAGGCCAGUGCCUUAAAACACUCAUUGAUGACGACAACCCCCCUGUGUCCUUUGUGAAGUUCUCCCCCAAUGGCAAAUACAUUCUGGCUGCCACGCUGGAUAACACCCUGAAGCUUUGGGACUACAGCAAAGGAAAGUGCUUGAAAACGUACACCGGUCACAAAAAUGAGAAAUAUUGCAUAUUUGCGAAUUUCUCCGUCACAGGUGGCAAGUGGAUUGUCUCAGGCUCAGAAGACAAUAUGGUUUACAUCUGGAACUUGCAGACUAAGGAGAUCGUACAGAAACUGCAGGGUCACACAGAUGUAGUGAUCUCGACCGCCUGCCACCCGACAGAGAACAUCAUCGCAUCAGCAGCACUAGAGAACGACAAGACCAUCAAGCUGUGGAAGAGCGACUGCUAAGCUAGAACACGUGCAGGCUUUUAUUUUAUUACUGUUCCUUUUUUUUUUUUUUUUUUAAAUUUUGUAUUUUUCAUUUUUUUGGGGAAGAAGGACAUUUUAUUAUGAGGAACACGAGGUCAGGCCGUUCGUGCCCCAUGAUCACGUGUUCUUGGCAGGAAGCACAGCGUACGCACGUGUCCAGAGCAGCCGACGCAGAGAGACUUACGUUAAAAAAAAAAAACACACCACUCCUUUUAACCGUCUCUGCCCUAAAAUACUUUCCACUCUCUCUCUCUGUCUAUGUACAUCUCUGCCUUACCUAAAUAUGUGUUUGAAUUAAACCCUCAGCGCUGAUACGUGUAUAUUUUGGUCUUGUAGAUCUAGGCAGCUUUGAUUCCUCUUCUAUCUAACAGGCUUUCUGACUUGUUCUGUUUUGUAGAUUGUGUUGAUUUUUUUUUUUUUUUUUUCCAUACAUUUAACUUGAGCCAAAAUUGAACCAUUCAAUGUGUUCGUUCAUUCGAAAAUUCACCAGUUCUCACACGUGAAGUGGUCUGGUCUGGUUAUUGUCUGACUGCCAGUGUUUAUCGUGUGCCUGAUUUAAAUGCCAUUUUAAGGUGGAGUUUAUUAAACCGGCUACAACAGUUAGAGCCCAUGGUGUGAGAUGGUAUAAAGAAGAAUAAUAUUUUACUUUCACUCAUUUCUCUUUAAAGAAAAAUUCCACCCUGGAUGAAUUAUAAUCUCUAUAAGUAACGUGAUCCUCGGUUGCGUCCAAGAUUUAUUUUUGUUAUGAGAUACUGAGUUUUUUGUUUAAACUUUUUCAUUGUUGGGGUAAAAAGUGCUUUUUCUACUUCACCCACAAUGCUGUUUGACUGCAGUCUGAUCAAUUAAUCUCUACCUAGUGAGAGCGAUGCGGCGGCCCUUUAUUCCUUCUCGCAAUUAACGUGCUUGAGGGUGGACUUUUUCUUUAAUAUUCACACAUUUCCUACAGAAAAGUGUUGUCUCAGACGUCCUGAUCCUUCAUGUUCGUGUACAUGGACAGAUUUUUUUUUAAUUUUUUUUUUUAAACAAUAUGAUGUGAUCAAUAUGAUGUGAUCAGCGCAAACGGUUUUGUCCAUCGGAGGGUUUCGUAUUUGUGGAGUUGGUGUCACACAAGCCAAAAAAGAAACAUUUCAGAUUUGUGCUAAACAGUUUCUACAGUGUUCUGGGUUUAUUUCAAAGUAUAACGCUCACGCCAAUUUCUGGAGCACUGCUUCCUGGAAAUAGUUUAGAAAUGAGUCAUUCGUGAGAUGUAACGGCCUAGGUAAUGAUUAUCGUGUGUGGAAAAUUGGGAAUAAGAACUCCAGGUCCUGCGGUCACAAGUUUAAAAAAUAACUGUAGAUAAAUUCACUUGCUGUACGACUUUCUGAACCCGUGAUCAUGUAUAAACUCAGUUCAGCUUGUCAUAACCUGUAUGAGACCUGCGUUCGUUCAUCUCCACCAUGCACACUUGGGUUAUUUUCUGCUCAGACACAAGUUGUUAAAGGUUGCUUUAUAUGUUUGUAGUUUCUACAUUUUUGUGAGGGGGAAAAAAAAUGGUGACCAAAUAUGAAGGUGGGCUUUAACACUGCCUCAGGUUUGUAUAACCUCCAUUCAGCUUCUCGGUUUAACCAGCUCUCUUUCUUUGUGGUCUUACUGUGUGUGCAGUAGUAAUAAUGGUGGAUGAGUGUUGUAUUUUCCUGCGACAUGAGCGUUGGUGUUAAUCCAACCUCUGUGUUCUCUCUCUCUCUCUCUCUCUCUGUGUGUUGACUUUCAGUGUGAUCACAAGGGCUGCAUGAGAAACUGGACUUUAACCUGUGACUCAAUAAAGUUCGUUUUUUUUUUUCCCCCCUGUUUUAAAAAAAAAUGUCUAACAGCGUAGGCUCAUUGUGCAGACGGUGUCAGGGUAUGAGGUCUAAUGUCAGGCUCAUCAUGCUUUCAAUCCUAAGCUGAUUACCUGAAACAGGUUUGAGCUGCAUUUCACAUAAAAUGGUCAUUCUAAUGUAUGUAAUGAGUAUAAACUGGUAUAAAUGAGUUUCUAAUAAAAUAAGGCUCAAUUUUUGGCAUCUACAUGCUGUGGAAAAUGGCUUGACGUUUAUGGAAGCAAGAACGACAGAUAGCCAGAAUGGUAUGAACUAGAGGCUGGGGCUGAAUUCUUUCUAGCCCAUGCUGUAUAGUUUCACACAGUCCUGUCAUGUGAUUACACCGAAUCAAGCGGCUUACAGAUUUUGCAGCUGAUUAUUUAAGCCCGCUACAUCUAUGGUGUCAUCAGCAUGACUGAGAACGCUCCAGUAAAAUACGAUACAAACAUUUCUCGAUCAUUGAUUUUUCAAAACGCCUUUGGAAAAACUCGCAGUAAAUAUACAAUGCAAGCAUCAUCAAAUCAAGAUAAAACCAUGAAGGGAUGACCGAACCGUAUGUUUUGUGUGAUUGGAAUGAAAGCUAGUUAACAGCAAGUGCAAAUUCUGUUUCUCAUGCUAACAGCAUAAUUAGAGAGUUUGGGGGAUUGAAUCCCACCUCUGCCCUGUUCCCAUGGAGUUUGCAUGUUCUCCCUGUGCUUUGUGGCUUUCCUCUGGGUCCUCUGGUUUCCUACCACAGUCCAAGGACGAGAGUUGUACACUGAUGUGCAUGUGUGUGUGUGUCCAGGGUGUUCCCUGCCUCGUGCCCUGAGUUCCCUGGGAUUCACCGUGAUGCUGUGUAGGAUAAGCGGUCCAGAAA
Ictalurus furcatus (blue catfish) is the source of this 5020-nucleotide messenger RNA. RefSeq names its product WD repeat domain 5 (gene wdr5). The record is from RefSeq and is a predicted model, not a curated record. NCBI's taxonomy places the organism in Eukaryota, Metazoa, Chordata, Actinopteri, Siluriformes, Ictaluridae. The transcript is spliced from 14 exons. Gene Ontology annotation, cellular component: Set1C/COMPASS complex. The coding region runs from base 1304 to 2308 and encodes 334 amino acids. Gene Ontology annotation, molecular function: histone binding.